AUGCGAACCUGGGUGCCGCUGCUGCUUCUUUGCUUACUUCGCCUUGUGUUUACUUGUUUAGGGAACUCGUUAUUUCACAUGUAUUUAACUCCUGUGCAAACUACUCGGCGUUUACCUUCAAACGGAAUUUGGGUGAAACAACCAAGGUCAACUUCAAAGGGUCUUCCAUUUGGUCGUUCGCAGCCACCUCAAAGGCAUAUGUUUAGACCUGCCUAUAACCCAUCUUCUGCACCUGCCCCUGCCCCUUUCCCGCUGAAUACGGUCUCCUCUAGUCCUAGAAUUGCUCCCUUACCAAGACGUCGUGGCCAUCAUCGACAUCACCAUCCAAAAGCAGCUGUAGUCCCUCCAUCCCGUUCAGAAACCACGAGCUGUGACCAAAUUUGUGUGGAUCCACUCACGUCAACUCCAUUUGGUUCACCUUGUGGCUGUGUUUUUCCUAUGAAAGUCAGACUUCUUCUGACUGUUGCUCCUUACACCAUUUUCCCAGUGAUGAAUGAGCUAGAGAUUGAGGUUGCAACAGGAGCUUAUUUGGAACAGAGUCAGGUAAAGAUAAUGGGUGCCACUGCUGAUACUCAAAAUCAGGGAGAAACAGUGGUGGACAUUAACUUGGUUCCAUUGGGAGACAAAUUUGAUAAUACCACGGCUACCCUUAUUUAUCAAAGAUUCUGGCAUAAGAAAGUGCCUCUAAAUAUGACUAUCUUUGGUAGUUAUGAAGUGGUUUCCAUUGUUUAUCCAGGCAUUCCCUCUUCGCCACCAUAUCCAAGUUAUACAGCCAGCAGUCCGUCAGGAAGUGGUGGAGAUCUACCAAUCACUGCCAAUCCAGUGAAGAAGAACAAAGGGAUGAACUUUAGAACCUUAAUAAUCAUCGCAUUAUCAGCAUUUGUGCUCUUGUUGGUCUUAAUUGGGGCAGUUUCCAUUUUCAUAAAAUGGAAAAAGUUUGGGAAACAGUCAAAUGCUGUUGGUCCUGCCUUCCCGCAAUCUAUCAAUAAAAGAUUUGGUGUCGGAUCCUUCUUAACAAGUAGUAUUGCAAGUUCAACAUCAGUAUCCCUCAUGUCCAACAUGGCUCCUUGUAUGUUAUCUGUAAAAGCAUUUACUUAUCUGGAGCUUGUGAGGGCUACAGAGAAGUUCAGUUCAAAGAGGAUCCUGGGGGAAGGAGGAUUUGGACGUGUUUAUCAUGGACUAUUGGAGGACAGGACUGAAGUUGCAGUGAAGAUGCUUACUAGGGAAAAUCAGAAUGGCGACCGUGAGUUUAUUGCAGAAGUUGAGAUGCUGAGUAGAUUGCAUCACCGUAAUCUCAUCAAACUGAUUGGUAUAUGCAUUGAAGGGCGUACGCGCUGUUUGGUGUAUGAACUUGUUCAUAAUGGUAGCGUUGAAUCUCAUUUGCAUGGUAUUGAUAAACAACAAGGAUACCUUGACUGGGAUGCACGGUUGAAGAUUGCCCUUGGAGCAGCUAGAGGACUUGCCUAUCUCCAUGAAGAUUCUAAUCCUCGCGUGAUUCAUCGAGAUUUCAAAGCUAGUAAUGUUUUGCUAGAAGAUGAUUUCACCCCCAAGGUAUCUGAUUUUGGUUUGGCAAGGGAAGCAACUGAAGGGAGCCAUCAUAUAUCUACUAGGGUCAUGGGAACAUUCGGGUAUGUUGCUCCAGAAUAUGCAAUGACAGGGCAUCUGCUUGUCAAAAGUGAUGUCUACAGUUACGGGGUUGUGUUACUUGAGCUUCUGUCAGGAAGAAAACCUGUGGAUAUGUCCCAACCUUCAGGGCAGGAAAACCUGGUAACGUGGGCACGUCCGCUUCUGACAACAAGAGAAGGGUUGGAGCAGCUAGUUGAUCCUUCCUUAUCUGGAAGCUAUGACUUUGAUGACAUGGCCAAGGUGGCAGCCAUUGCCUCGAUGUGUGUCCACCCGGAAGUAACUAGCAGACCUUUUAUGGGAGAAGUUGUGCAGGCUCUCAAACUGAUCUACAACGACACUGAUGAGACAUGUGCGGAGGACAAUUACAGCCAAAAGGAGUCUUCCACACUGGAUGAUUCAGAUUUGAAAGGCGAUUUCGUUCCUUCAGACAGAAGUUGGUGGAAUGCAGGUGCAGUCUCCCCUCAUCUAACAUAUGGGCAAGCCUCACCUUUCAUUACAAUGGAGUACAGUUCAGGUCCACUUGAAGAGUUGGAAAACCGACCUCUCUCAGCCUCGAGUUUGCUUGGGGAACGAUUUUCAUCACCUAUCAGGCAAGGGAAUAGGUCUGGUCCUUUGAGAACGGUGAGAAGUAAGCCAUCCUUUUACAGAUUGAGAGGGAGUAUGAGUGAUCAUGGGAACCUCCCAGUGAGACGCACCGGGAAUGAUGGAUAUUGGGCUUAA
This is a messenger RNA of Linum trigynum, 2346 nucleotides long. Lineage: Eukaryota; Viridiplantae; Streptophyta; Magnoliopsida; Malpighiales; Linaceae. The record is from the annotation of a GenBank genome assembly.